AUAACAAAAGUAUAAAUUGAGAAUCUCUAGUGUUAGUUACAGUACCUACCGACUAAUAUUGAAACAAGAUGACCAAGCUCACACUCUUCUUCUGCGCUAUUAUUUUGGCAUCAGCCUACUCAUACCCUAAAAAUGUGUCAGAUGACUCAGAUGACUGCAUUGAUACAAUUAAAGCAAUCGUUUAUAUUACCGAAAUUUUUAUUGAUCUAUUUCUGAAAGCAGCUCCACAAUUAAUUGAUGAAAUAAAAGACAUUUGGUCUGACUUUGAGGUGCUGGAGGUAGAUAUUGCAAGUAGUGUUUAUGAUGUCAUUUUUGAAUUAGUGAAUGAUAAAUUACGGACUUGGUCAGAAAAUACAACUGACGCUGGAAAAAAACUGGCUAAUUGCCUAAUCGACGCUAAUGAUGCUGCUGCUGCUGUACCAAUGGAUUUUAUCAACCACACACUCGUCUGCAGUGGAGAUGAUUUUAUUGCUUUGGUCAAAUCUUUGCCAGCUUUGAUAGAAGACCUUACUGAUGUUCAGGUAGAUGCCAAAAGAGCAGCUGAUAAAAUUAACGAUUGUGAUGGACAUGAUUAUAACACAGCACUCUGCGUUCUCGAUGUAAAUUCCUUCCACACUCAACUACUAAUACCAGAAUAUGAUAAUCUUAUUGAUACCAUAAAAGAACUCAUCCAUAAUGUAGAAAAGACUCUUGACCGAUCCAUAGAAGACGUAACCAAAGCUAUUAGUGAGAUAGACCACAAUUAUACUGGUUCUCAAAAUAAAAUCGUUAAUGCUUGGGCCAAAAUUAUUAAUGGUAUUUUUAAAAAACUCACAAAUGUUUUAGAUCGUAUAGCAGAAGACAGCACAGCUUUAGGUAAGAAACUGGCUAAAUGCUUCGAAGACUCCAACAUUAAUUUAGUGCCUGUUUUAUUUGUAAACCUAACCUUAAGUUGCAUUGAAGACGAUGUGAUUAAAGUAGCCGAGUCUUUAGGACCGCUGGUAAAGCAACUUGCAGAAGUUCAAAAGAAGGCUAAAGCAGCAACCGAGAACAUUGAUGAGUGUGGAGAUAAUAUCACUGAUAUUGGAUGUGUUCUUAAGGUAGCUGUGGACUUGGUCCGCAUAGCAGGUGAAAUACCAGCGAUAAUAGAGUCAGCACUUGCUCCAAUUGAAGGAGCUAUAGAGAACUUAAUAAAAAUAUUUCAAACAUGUGCCAAAGAUAAUAAUCACCCCAAUGCAGCCAAAAUUCUGGGGCAGAUAGGAAACUGUGUAAGAGCAUAGAUGACUACGAUGUG
Molecule: messenger RNA, 1273 nt
Organism: Diabrotica virgifera virgifera (western corn rootworm)
Lineage: Eukaryota; Metazoa; Arthropoda; Insecta; Coleoptera; Chrysomelidae
Exons: 6
Coding region: 69-1259 (396 amino acids)
Source: RefSeq, a predicted model, not a curated record